This is a messenger RNA of Ornithodoros turicata, 2468 nucleotides long. Its product is annotated as BEN domain-containing protein 5-like. Gene Ontology annotation, molecular function: DNA binding. Gene Ontology annotation, biological process: negative regulation of DNA-templated transcription. The record is from RefSeq and is a predicted model, not a curated record. The transcript has 8 exons. NCBI's taxonomy places the organism in Eukaryota, Metazoa, Arthropoda, Arachnida, Ixodida, Argasidae. The coding region runs from base 10 to 1404 and encodes 464 amino acids.
GUGAAUGGCAUGUGCAUGUGUGUAGGUUCUCUCGUUGCCCGCUACUUUCGUAUUGCGUGUGCGUGGAUUUCUCGGGUUUUGCCCGGCCCCGUCGACGCAACUGAUAUGUUUUACGCUCUAGUAGAGUACGCUGUGGAUGAUGUUAAGGCAAUUUUACCGGUUUCACUGGUGAAGAAUUUCAACCCGAAUUCAUGUGACGACUUCGACGCCAGUGAAAAACUGGCCUAUUGGCGUUCCUCCGAUGGGAUGUUUGAAAAAUACUACAAGGCGAAAAUCUUGCUUCUCGGAGAGACACGGAGUGCGCUCAUUCGUAAAAUUUCAAAAACUGGUCGUGAGGUCCCAGACAUCAUAGAACCAGCAACUGCACAACAGAAUGACAGCGAGAAAAGCGCACCUAGUCAAAAAGCACAGAAAAAGAAUCGUGCGGCUGCACGUGAAAAGCAGAUGACGACAAUCAUACGGAAGAAACAAAGAAGAACGGAGGAACCAUCUGAGUACUCGGACUCCGACGACGAGCUCAUCCCAAAGGGUCUUUUGCGUCGCCAAAAGCGUGAAACAAAGCGCCUCCUUGCUGAAAACCAGACACUGAGGAAGAAAUUGGAUGAGGAGCGGGAACUGGCCGUAGAGUUACAGAAGGCCCUACUAAAGAAACACUUUUCCGCAACCUCAAGCACAUUCACUGACCACCUGGCAGAUGGCAAAGGGGCUCAAUGUGCUGUUCCCCUCGCAAGUGACCUUGAAGACUUCGUCACUGAGGAGCCUUCUACAGUGUCCCCGCCCAGUUCGAUGGAUGUGUCUAUCCAGUUCCAGAAGGAUACUGUGACUCCUACAGCCUCCCUACACCAAGCAGAAUCAAUCACACAUGUGACCACAGUGGAGAAUAUGAGCACAGAUGUGACCAGUAUGGACACACCAGAGGUCACAAUUGCAAGCAGCAGCAACACAGAGGGACAGGUGAAUCUGUCAGCACCGGCUCCGAAUGGUGGGCACCAACCUGCAGGAGGAGGACGAAGGGGAGUUGUACAGCUACCGAGUACUCCACCGUCCACAGCAGGAGACCACAUGGUGCUAGAGGAAGGUGUAUUGGUCCCAAAGGACAAGUUUGAAUGGGUCAUGGGGGCUUCUGGUGAUUCAAGAUUCUGCCGCGAAAUGGCCCGCCUCCUUUGGACUACCGAGCAACUACAAAACCGAAGUGUAACCGGAGAGGCGUGCAGGAGACUUUUGAAAGAAGGAGCUACCGCCAGGAAAGCUCUUACACCUGUCAAAAUGAGAGCAAUGGCAGGUGCCUACCACGAAUAUAUAAAACGUCAUGGUGACCCUUCGCACAGUUCCGAACAAAGACUCGGACAAAUGAAGAAAUAUCUACGGAACCUGCUGUCCGAUAUCACCAGAAAUGCCAAGUAACGCUACGAACAAUGAAAAGCGGGAGCACCCGUGCAUUACUUUUCAUAUACUGGCUGUUUCAUGAAGGUCCACUUACUGAAUAAUUUGCAAACAGGUGGUGCCAUCAAAGACUUUAUUUUUGGUAAAGAUCCUUGGAACAUUAGCCAUAGGCUGAGUAGGGAGCAGCUCAGUCACAUACCUUUAGUAAUUAAAUAAACAUCCUAACUUUUAAUUAUUACUUCGCAUGCUUAGAGGACCUGUGUUUUAUGUAUCGGGACCUUUUGUGAAAAUAUCCAGAUGGAAAAAAAACUUGUUGACACUGCACCUUUUCAAUGAAUUAAUUUGUUACGAUUUACAUAUUUCUUGUGCGGAGCAAUGCAUGGAUGCGCUCUCUGAGUCAGCUAUGCUGCUGUCAACUUUGUCUUCAUCCAUCUGGAUUGCUCACUGGCGCAGCGGGAGAUUAGGAAAACCGCAUCAGGUGCUUUGGUAUUCCUCCUCAAUGAAACUGGUGAACAGUACUGGCAGCACUCGUUCCAUAGAGAAGCAAUACCAAGGCGUCUGUUGCGGUCUUGCGCCUGUUCCUUAUCCUCUGUCACCCCAAUGUGCCAUCCUAGCGGAUGAACACGAAAGCGCCAGCCAGGCAGCUGAUACAAAAUGGACAUUAAUGCACUGCUCCAUGAAAGAAAUAUGUAAACCAAAACAUUCUAAUUACUAGAAAAUGUGUCUACGUGUUUUUCUUGCAGUAUGUUUUCCUCAAGGUCCCGAUACAUAAGACAGUAGUUAAGAAAGUAUGCAAAGUAACAUUUACAUGUCUGGAUAUUUAUCUAAUUAAUGACUGUAUGCAACUGACCUACUUGCUACUGGGAUAUGGCUGAUACCCCAAGAGCCUGUACCAAAAAGAGUUCUUCAGUAUUUCGCCACCUGUUUACAAAUGAUUCAGCUGAGGGACUGUUCUGAAACACGUGGCAUAAUAAAUCAUUUAUUUCCCACCAUAACUGGGGGAGCCAUGAGGCAACGAGCGAAACUCAAAGUACAAAGAAAAAGCAUUUAGUCAAAGGCAAGCCAUGUAACCAUAUAACCACAAA